GCGCACGAAGCAAGCAGCGUCACGUUGUAGUCUGCCGUCAUGUGGACUUCGUCACUACAAACUACAAACGCUUCAGAGUCGAAUCUCAAAUGAUGCUUCGAUUACAAGAGAACCAAGCCAACUAAUCUAGGCCUGAAGAACAUCCGGAGGGCGUGAUAGCAUGACCUUCUGUAGUUUCUCAAGAGCUUACUGUGCUUAUUACCCAUGUGUGCGCUCCGUGUCUUUACCCCGUGUCACAAGCGGUCACAGGAUGAGCGACCCUGCGACUAUGUUGACGUAAUCUUGAAGUACCGCUUGUAGCGUUUUAGCGCGAUCGUACACAGUUAACUGAUAUCGCCAAUUGGGCAGUGCGCACUAUCACAUAAUGUAACUGCACUGGAUGGCGUACAGAUGACAAAGCGCUGCUCCUAUCGCAUGCGACUGAGUACGUGAGCCAGCAUUUAUAAGCGCAUUUGGAGCAUUGGAUGGACAACAACUACAGGCUCACAAAUCUCUUUUGCGCAUCAAGCAAGAGAGACUCUCGACUGAAACACUUGCGUGGUGUACGAUGCGUUUGGGUCCGUAUAUGACUGCAUGCACCACGAUGACGCAUUCCAGUUGUACAUUCCUGCUUCCGACUUCCACAUUCCUACAUUUCUAGUCACCACUACACGUGUAUGUUUUGAAUCAACACUGUGAAGCUGUACCGGGGACCACUUUUACAAGGUUGCACUAAGAAACCAAAAUGGGGCUUCCAAUCACUGUUGAGCCCAUACUUUUCCUCUUUUUCGUCUGCCUGAACCUGGAAAUCAGCGCACUCCAAGAUUUGAUCAGCACUAAAUUGUGUUUUGAGAUCCUCAACACAAGCAAUAUUUCUCUCUGCCACUCUGCCCCCGACCAAGUACUUUCGGAAAUCAAGUCCUCUGCGUCGGUGUGGCUCAUGUACUACAAUGGCACACUGUGCUUACUCUGCCUUAUUUGUGGAUUCUGGGUCGGCUCGUGGAACGACAGGUUCGGACGGAAGCGGCCCAUGUUGCUGCCUCCAGUUGCUGCCAUUUUUAGCACAAUCAACUUCAUUCUCGUUUCACACUUCCUCGAAAGCCACGUUGGAUUUGUACUAAUAAGCUCUGUGAUCAUUGGCAUUUCCACCGGGACUUUGGGAAUCUUCUCGAGCUGCUUCGGCUACAUAGCAGACGUGACUGGGCUCGCGUCUCGUAGCCGACGUAUAGCCAUUCUGGAAGCCAUGGUGUUUACUGGCGGAGCAUGUGGAAUGUACAUUGCUGGCGUGAUGCUGAAGAAGACAAGCUACGAGGCUGUGUUUGGUCUGGAGCUGGGACUUCAUGUUCUUACAGUGUUCUACAUUCUGCUCUUUGUCACGGACAGAAACAGAGCUGACCUCGCGCUGCCCGACAAUGAACCGAGAAGUGUGUUCAGCCUUUCGCAUGUGGCUGACAUGGUCAAAACAGUGUUUCAGAGCAGAGAGAACGGUCACCGUACUCACGUUAUUUUGCUUUUUGCGUCAACAUUCGUGAUGUAUUUUGGGCUAUCAGCCCAAAUCUACCUGACGUAUACGUACCUGACUGACGAACCUCUCCGUUGGAAUGCUAGUCAGUACAGCUUUCUGCACGGGGUCACCAUAGCUGUGGAGGGGUCAGCCCUUCUUGUGUUGCUUCCCCUUGCUUUCCGUUUUCUCGGAAUAUCUGAUGCGUUUGCCGGCCUUCUGGGUGCAGCUUCUCGAUGCGCUGGGCUGCUGUGGCUAGGGCUGUCGACGACCACAGUCAUGGCGUUUUGUUCACCCAUGUUCUUCACAUUUUCGGAAUUUGGAGUUCCAGCAACUCGGGCUAUUUUGUCCAAAAUUGUCGGCACAGACGAGAAAGGGAAAGCCUUUGCUGCCAUGGGUUCUCUUCAGUCAGUAGCAAUGAUUGCUGGAGCAGCUGCUUUCAAUGGCCUGUAUCCAGUGACAUCCAAGUUCUUCAAAGGCUUCGGAUUUGAGCUGGCAGGUGCACUGCAGCUGAUGCCGGUGGCCGUAUUCAUAUACCUCUGCAUCAAGCUAAGGUACAUGGCACCGUCACCUUAUGCAGCCAUCGGGAGUGGCGGCGGCACAGAUCGAGCUCUUCAGGCAGUAUGACAGCCUUCAUCGACCACUGGCCACUCUUAGACGACUUACCUUUUGUUGAUUCAACCCUUGACCUCUUGCAGUUUGUAUGAGCAACGUUUCAAACAUUCUGUUGGCAGACAAGUUCACAUUUAGCAUGGAUCGUUUUUUAUGCAGAUGAGAUAGUUUAGUUUGGAGAGAUAGUGGAUAUUUGAGUUGUUUCCACUUUUCAUAUACCAUUCCCUUACAUGUCGUGUGUCAAACAUAUCAUGUAUUUCUUCUUGGCUAGGUGAUGAAUAUUUUGUUUUUCAUGAAAGUGUUUCUAUCGUUACACAAUCACGAUAUAUCCUGCGUGUGCAAUUUGUGCCUUGCUUAGUGCAUGAAAUGGUGAACAUAGAGCAUACUUUGAAAACUUUGAGGUUUCUGAGGUAUCUAUUGGGGUGACAAUAUUGUUUUCCCCGGAUAAAUAUUCACGAUAAAUAAAUGUACAGUUGAACCUCUAUAUAACGAAUUUGUAAAUGCUGGCUCUUUGUUUCGUUAAAUCGAGAUAUUCGUUAAAUGGAACACACCAAGUUAAACAAAGAUGGCCGCCGCACUACCAGCGCCGCGCGUACCGCAAAACGUCAUUUGUCAUAAAACAGGUACUAAGGUAAGAAGGGCACAAAAUAUCAAGCUUUAUUCAUUACAUAACGCUAGGUAAUGCGUAAUUUGUGCACAAUAUCGUUCUGAGCAUUCAUAACCUUCGUAACUCCGGAUGACCUCGACUGCUUUCUCCUACGCGAUCGCGUAUUGAAGUUUCUUGGUUGGUUCACUUGCACUCAUGACGUCCGGAAAGAACAACCGUACACCGCCGAAAAGAACGAGAAACGGGUACAUGUCACGUAAACGUCUGCGCCGAUGGAACCUUGAACGGCAGCGGCAUCAUGCCCAUUUUACCACCGUCAGCAUCAGCGGCGCGAACAAAAACAAGUAAUGAAAAGGCACAAAACCGCAACGUACUGUCGUCUUCAUCAACACAAGCAAAUUAGACUUCGCGAGAUGUCAGCAAUGCGUGUUUUCUUGUCCGAAAACAGGUGCGAAGAGACCCUCGCGCCGGUUUCGAAACAGCGUCGGCGCAACGAUUACCGGCGGCGGAGACGCACAUGUCGGCACGCUCGUGCCUACAGCACGUGACAACCGAAGUAACCAACGAAAACUCGCGUAAGGACAACAGAGAGGGAAGGUUUCUGCUCCUUUUCUUUGUGGUGAAGGGGAAAGACACGCGCAGAAGAGCCCAGAGAUUUCGUUAAAUAGAGGUGACCAAACGAAUGUAUUUCGUUAAAUCGAAUGCAAAAAUACAUUGGCGUCUAUAGGGAUGCGUUCGUGCAACGGAAAUUUUUCGUUAAACAGAGGAUUUCGUUAAAUCGACGUUCGUUAUUGAGAGGUUCAACUGUAUGUGAUUUUUACAGAACUUACACGCUGUACACGUGGUAUAUGCUAGAUGACAAUGAGAUUGAUAUUGUUAUAGAAAUGCAGAAGAGCAUAUGCACAAGUGAUCGGAACUGUGGCGUUAGUAGUUCAAGUCUGGGCUCUGGUUCCAGGAUAUUGGUUUGGGUUAGGCCCUGCUGAGGAACACGAAAAAUAAUGCGUUCAAAUUGGUUCAAACUGGUUUGAUAUCUGCUCAGCAAAACAAUUUUGAGGCAGUUGACAAGGAGCAAACCUGGUUUCUGAUGUGUUGAGUACACAAAAAGUGAAUUCUUGGUUACCUAUGAGUUAUCUGGCCAUGGUUUGCAACUAUUAAUUGGUUCACAGUAUUCGACGAACUAGUCCAGCAGUGAAACUGUCGCUGUGUUAUGGAGAAUGACAGCAUGCAUGUGCCAGCCAGUUUCGUGACUUAUGACAUUCCAAAUGGUGAACUGGUGCACAGCGUUCAUGUGGGAGGCUGACUAUUAUCCUUGUAGAUUGAAAUUAAGUUAUAGAAAUAAUCAAAACUGUGUUUAUGAAACAUAUCACAUGUUGUUUCUGAUUUUUUUUGUGCCACAAAGAUGUUGAGCAUUAUUGCUUGUCAUGUAUAAGGGUAGUGCCUUCUGUAAACAGGGUGUUCAAAAUUAAGCUUUCACUAGCACUUUAUAAAUAGGCGAACGAAAGAAAACUGGCUGCUAUUUUUCUGUUCCUUGAGUAAGAAACAGGUGCUACAUAAUUAGCAGCACCUGUUUCUUACACAAGUAGUGUAAAGUUGUCAUCCGGUUUCCUGUCAUCGCUGUGUUUGCGUAGCGCUCGUGAAAGCUUAAUUUUGAACACCCUGUAUGUAGCUGAUGUUUGCCUAUGAGUGGUAUGUACCAUAACAUGGUGUAUACUUUCUAAAAUGGUUGAAUAUGAAUUCAGUUAUUUAAUCGAUUGAUAAAUGGAAAGAUAUUAACUAGUGCAGCCCCAAUAACAUGCAGCCCUUGUGUGCUGAUAUGUUACAAUUUUAUAUAAUAGCUGUAGCAUAAAAGUAACCAAAGGAACAUGUCAGCGCCUGUGUUUGUCUGAUCCUUCUUGUCCUUGUUGUUGCGCUGUAUCGUUUUGACAAAGGAACAUGUUUUGUUUAGCAUCAUUUUGUAGAUUAAUGUGCUCUCAUACUAUAUGUUGCUCUGAAGCAAAGGAAUGAACAUUAUGCUGUCUCAGAGCAGAAGUCAUUGAUAUAUUGCUUAAAAAUUGCAGCAGGUUCCUGGCUGCACCAGUCUUUUUAAAAGAUGUGUAGAUUGUGAGAGAAAUGAAACUAAAAUUUUGUUGACAAAGUCUUUUCUCUCGAGAAAUGGAAAUUUCAGCGAUCUGAUGAAGGUAGGUUAAAGCAACAGCUUGAAUUCAGAUGUCUGAUAUUUCAAACAGUG
Ornithodoros turicata is the source of this 4926-nucleotide messenger RNA. Its product is annotated as proton-coupled folate transporter-like. The transcript has 8 exons. Gene Ontology annotation, biological process: transmembrane transport. Bases 725 to 2107 code for a protein of 460 amino acids. The record is from RefSeq and is a predicted model, not a curated record. NCBI's taxonomy places the organism in Eukaryota, Metazoa, Arthropoda, Arachnida, Ixodida, Argasidae. Gene Ontology annotation, cellular component: membrane. Gene Ontology annotation, molecular function: transmembrane transporter activity.